Rhodofomes roseus is the source of this 1893-nucleotide messenger RNA. RefSeq lists its product as uncharacterized. The record is from RefSeq and is a predicted model, not a curated record. Bases 252 to 1640 code for a protein of 462 amino acids. The transcript is spliced from 2 exons. NCBI's taxonomy places the organism in Eukaryota, Fungi, Basidiomycota, Agaricomycetes, Polyporales, Fomitopsidaceae.
UGUCUGGCCACACAACUCACCGCGAUGCUGCUCAAGCUCGGAUUCUCGCCCGAAGUUCCCUCCUUCUGCUCAUAGCCACUGAUACUGUGCCACUGGGAUCUGGAUCUCAAUACCAGUUAAAAUCGUUUGAGCUGUCGUUCAACGCCGCAAGGUUAGUGAAUCGGCAACGAAUGCAUUUAGUGACCCGAGUACUUCUGAACAUCUAUUUGUAGGUCACACCGUGACGCUCAUUGCUGGGCUGUCAAUCAGUCAUGUCGGCAGUGGCUAUAUCUCAUUCGAGGCUGCCUCUUGAAACAUGGGACAACAUCAUUGAAUGCCUCUGCGAGGAUCGCGAUGACAACGCCGGCACGCUUUUGGCGUGUAGUCUCACUUGCCAUGCCCUGCUUUCUGCCUCCCGACGCCACACAUUCUUUCAUGUCUGUCUCCGCGACACGGCACGCUAUCACUCAUUCAAAUCCCUCAUCAAAGGACCCAACUACGUUGCGCCACAUGUCCGUGCGCUCACUGUCCGUGGGACCCGCUCGAGCGACCGCGAACUCAGGAGGUUCCCGUCCAAUGGACAGUGGCUACACCUUCUUCCGACAUUGACACGCCUCGCACACCUCCGAUUGUAUCAAUUCUCAUUUCUUAUCCCUCGCAAACUGAAGAGCGAUGUAGGCGCCCUCGUUAGAAACUUACGGACCCUGGACCUAACCUUGACUUCAAGCCGAGCAGAGAGCCUCGCAUCGUUGUUACGUGCAUGCGGCGACGGACUGUCGAGUAUCAUACCCCGGUCAGCACCCCGGUCGCUCGAAGACCUGUCGUCUCUACUGUCAACCCAAAACGGCGCGGAUUGCGCUAUCAGGUCGAUAGUGUGGAAUCCUGGCGGUCCCGCUGAUGCGGGACUAUCCACGUCCUUGGCGACACUCACGAAAUGGCUCGAUCAUGGACGGCGAUCCCUCCAGAAACUGGCCAUAGCAUGGAUAGGUUCGAAGUAUACGCCACUGUCGCUCACGCAAAAGCUGCUCAGAGAUUCGGAAAAUUCACUCGAACAUCUGCAUCUCCACUUCGCCGAGUCGAGAGAUGGCCACGGUAGCUCAGCUGCCUUCCUCAACCUCAACGGCAAUACUCGUCUCAAGACACUCCAUAUCGUACUCUACGUCGGUCGGCUGCCUGACGUGACUUGCAUGUUGGCCGCGCCGGCGAGCUCUGUCAAUAUGUUCGUCAACCUUACGUACCUCGUCAUCCGGAUCGUCAUACGAAGAGAUACCUUUAUCAGGAUGGCCAGAGAAUGGCGAACUUUCUGCAAGGAGAUCGACGGCCUGUGUUCCGCUCGGCCUCUCAUCAACUUCGAGUUCCGCCUUGACCUCAGAAUCAGCAUGCACCCCAUCGUGCCGAUCACUCAACUUCCCGAAGACCUUCGAGCUAUGAUGGAGACCAUUGCUGCGCUGUUUGUGGAGGCAACCAGCGGACUGGCUUCAUGCCUCCCGCCACCUGAGAGGACGGGAGGGCGCGUGCGGUUCGGCAUCAUCUGGCUGUGGGGCGGGAACUUGCCCUUUGCUACAGCCUUCGAUAAACAACACUGUCCGCCGGAGUACUUCCUCGGUGAUCCGGAAUGGUAUCGCAGCAACGAAGCUCCCUGGGACUUCCGUAGAGCAUGAUUGCUGCUGCGAGAACGGGAACGGGAACGAGAACGAGAACGAGCGUCGAGAACGAAUGUCCUGGAUGAGUGCGAGGUUAUCACCGGAAGACAUUAUUGGUCACAUGCAUUCCGACAGCACCGCCAGUUCAAACCUAGAAACGCGGUGUCAGGCUGUCAUAGUAUCACCAAUCUACCACCUACUAGUUUUUGCACGUGUAUUUGGGCCGAUGUAACCCAGUUAUACUAUCUUACCUCAUAGAAGAUAAUGCGAG